UGCCAUAACAAACUUUCAAAGACACUGCCUAACAUUAAAUCUAGCUGUUAAAAUAGUAUCUUUAGCAGUAACUUUACAUCUGACUUUGCAGUGCUAUACUAAAAAACAUCCACAAUAUUACCGAAGUAGUCUUUACUAUGUAAUAAUGUUAUUCAAAGUUCAAGAUAAUAAUUGUAACUUAUCGAAUUUCUUCAGCUAUAAAACACAAACCUACUUCCCACCUCCCCGGCUCUUUCCAUAAAUUGCAUUGGUUGAAACGAUAUCCAAUCAGUAGCACACGCUGUACUGGCUUCGUGUUAGGAUUGGUUAGUCUCUGGUUCAAUCCCACCGACCCCGGAAGUGUCACAUGAACUUCAGAAUUUCACACAUGAUGCAGUAGGAGCUCGUGCUACACAAUUUUAAAAUGUCUGACCCUCGGCAUUCAGUUUUGCUGAACACAGGUUCCCGGAUGCCUCUUGUAGGCCUGGGCACCUAUAAACUGCGUGGUCUGGAGAACAUAAUGCCGACAGUGGAUGCCGCCCUGGCUGCAGGUUAUCGUCACUUUGACACGGCUGCUGUGUACCGCAACGAAGUGGAGAUAGGACAGGCACUCCGUGAGCUGCUGCCAAAGCAUGGGCUUGAACGUGCUGACAUUUUCGUCACCAGUAAGCUAGGGCCUCGGGACCAAGGCCCCAUGGCGCCCGCAGCCUGCCAGCGCAGCCUGGAUCAGCUGGGAGUGGAGUACAUCGACUUGUUCUUGGUGCACUGGCCUGGCACACAGGGUCUACGUGUCGAGGACCCUCAGAACAGCGCCAACCGUGCCCAGAGUUGGACAGCCCUGGAGGAAUUCUACAGCUGCGGAAAGUUCCGGGCCAUAGGGGUGUCGAACUAUACCGUGCGUCACCUUGAGGAGUUGCUGGCGAGCUGCAAGGUGCCUCCUGCCGUCCUCCAGGUGGAGUUCCAUCCCAGACUCGUCCAGACUGAACUGAGGGCCCUCUGUACUCAAAGAGGUGUGUGCUUUGAGGCCUACUCUUCGCUGGGAACAGGGGCACUUCUCUCAGACCCUGCGGUGCUGGAGGUGGCCAAAGGAUGUGGGAGGACUGUCGCUCAGGUGCUGUUAAGGUGGGCAGUGCACCAAGGCAUACCUGUGCUGCCCAAAUCAUGCAAUCCCAGUAGGGUGCAGGAGAAUGGGCAGCUGUUUGACUUUGAACUCAGUCAGGAGGAUAUGGACCAACUGACUGGCUUGGACUGUGGGCAGAGGUACUGUUGGGAUCCCACAUGUGUAGCUUAGCCACAGAGUCAUCAAACAUCCCCUGGAGUCAGAAUCCAGAUGUAAUGUCAAAAACUGCACUCAAACCACUAUCUGUCCUAUGAUGUCGUUACAAUCUGGUAAUCUUAUCAAUACCAAUACAAAGCCGAACAGACACUGCGAUUUUACCCAUGAAUCAAUCGAAUCUGACACACUUCAUGUACUGUAGUCUGAGCAGUCUCACAAUGUCUGAUCAGAAGAUGUAAACGAUGAACGUUCCAGUUCUGGUCUGAUCCGAUCUGACAUGCCAGCAUUUUUUGCUGGAUGCCUUGCAACAGAAACAGUUUAAUGUACAGUGUGAGCACAACACACAUGGUUUUGAAUGAAAUGCACAGUGUGAAUCCAUGUCGUAUGCAACUGAUAAUAACACUCACUGUGUCUUUCCGAAUUGAGCGGCGUGACCUGACUGUAUCUAAUGCACAAAAAUUAAUGACGAUUUCAUCCAUCAUACUGAAUUAGUGUUGUUCUUUAACAAUGCUGCCCUCGUCUUACCUUAAGUGCUGUCAGUCUUUAGUAAUGUAAAACUAAAUUUAUUUAUAAAAUGAUACAAAACCUCU
Molecule: messenger RNA, 1845 nt
Organism: Sardina pilchardus (European sardine)
Lineage: Eukaryota; Metazoa; Chordata; Actinopteri; Clupeiformes; Clupeidae
Product: glyoxal reductase-like
Exons: 2
Coding region: 404-1270 (288 amino acids)
Molecular function (GO): oxidoreductase activity
Source: RefSeq, a predicted model, not a curated record